UUCAAGAAGCACACACACCCACACGUGGAACGUUGCGUGUCCAAGCACACACCACCACAACCACCACAACGCCAAUCAACAACGAGCAGCCAUCACACUCCCCCCCAACAACGCCUGGUCUCUCUCUCUGUCUCUCUCACUCCUCGAACCCCCUUUCUCCAUCUUGCACAACACACACGACGCCCUUCAUCAGCAUCCCGGCCGAGCAUCAACCGCGCACACACACACACACACACAAGCAACAAGAGCCAUGGAGCUGGAUAGCCUUGACAUGGCCGUGCUAGCGGGCGCGGCUGUGGCCGUCGCGUACUUUGUGUACACCAAGUUCCUGAGCGAAGACGCGCAGCACAGCAAGCGUGCCUCGACCGUGACCAUGGGUGGCCCUUCCGGCGCAGCCAACGGCAGCGGCGGCGGUGCCAUGAGCGUGGGCAUCCCACAGAGCCCGAGCGGCAUCGACGACAGCGACUUCCUGGCCAAGCUCAAGGCCACGGGGGCGCAGGUGGCCAUCUUCUAUGGCUCGCAGACGGGCACCGCGGAGGACUUCUCGCUGCGGCUGGCGCGCGAGGCCAAGCGGUUUGGCAUCACCCCGCUGGUGGCGGACAUCCAGGACUACGACAUGGAGUGCCUGCAGACCGUGGCCAAGGAGCAGGAGAACACGGUGCUCCUCUUUUGCGUGGCCACGUACGGCGAGGGCGAGCCCACGGACAACGCGCUGGAGUUUUACAACUUCCUCAAGGACAAGGAGGAGAGCGGCGACGACUUUGACCUGACGGGCCUCAAGUUUGGCGUGUUUGGGCUGGGCAACAAGACGUACGACCACUUCAACGCCAUGGGCAUGUUUGUGGACAAGAUGCUGGACAAGCUCGGCGGGCAGCGCAUCACUGACCUUGGCCUCGGCGACGACGACGCCAACAUGGAGGAAGACUUUGUCAACUGGAAGGAGCAGCUGUGGCCCGAGGUGUGCGCCCUCUUUGGCAAGGACCCGACAGACAGCGAGAUUAGCUUCCGCCAGUACGAGCUCAGGCCCGACCUCAUCAACAAGGACAAAAUCUUCACGGGCGAGCCACACUUUUUUGGGUCAUUUACCAAGCAGAAGCGCCCCUUUACGCAGAAGAACCCCUUUGUUGCGCAGGUGCGCGAGCGUCGGGAACUGUACGACGAUGACGACCGCUCCUGCCUCCACAUCGAACUCGACAUUGCGGGCUCCUCCCUCAAGUACACGGCUGGCGACCACGUGGCGGUGUAUCCGAAGAACAACCCGUCGCUGGUGGAGGCGUUGGCUGCGCGCCUCGGCAUUGAGCUUGACGAGCUGCUGUACCUCAAGGCCACGGACGAGUACGCAAAGAAGCAGACGCCGUUCCCAUGCGCGUGCACAUUCCGCACGGCGCUAACCCACUACGUGGACAUCUGCGCGCUGCCCGGGCACAACAUCAUCCAGGAGCUUGUGCAGUAUGCGCAGGAUGAGGAGGAGAAGAGCCGACUGCACCACCUGGUGACGAAGGAGGGCCGACAAGAGUUUGUCAAGUACAUCCACGACGACCUCCGCACCGUCCUCGAGCUCACCGUUUGGUUUGUUCCCGAAUUGCUGUGUGCAGGCUUCAAGUCUGUCGACGUCCCCGCCGACCACCUCAUUGAGCUCCUGCCGCGGCUCCAGCCAAGGUGCUGUCAUGUCAACCUCAUUGAUGAGAAGGUCCCCGUCUUUGUCAGGCGAUCAACCUUCAGGCUGCCGUCCAAAUCCCGCAUCCCGAUCAUCAUGAUUGGCCCCGGCACGGGCGUUGCGCCCUUCCGCGGGUUUCUGCAGGAGCGAGAGGCCCUCAAGGCCAAGGGGAAGACGCUUGGCGAUGCGCUGCUGUUCUUUGGCUGCCAGCACGAGCACAAGCACUACAUGUACAGGGAGGAGCUGGAGGAGUUUUUGGAAUCGGGCGUCCUGUCCGAACUCCACUCGGCAUUCUCCCGUGACCAGCAACACAAGGUGUAUGUGCAGCACCUGAUGAAGAACAACGCCAAGACCAUCUGGAAGAUGAUUGACGCCGGUGCCCACAUUUACGUCUGCGGCGAUGCGAAACACAUGGCCCGUGACGUGCACCGCGCCCUCGUCGAGAUUAUCAAGGCGGAGACAAACCUGAGCACGCAGGAUGCGGAGACGCAGCUCAAGACAAUGGCGCAGCAGCGUCGCUUCCAACAAGACGUCUGGUCGUAAACACACUCUUGAACCCCUCCCCUUCUCCCCCUCCGCCCUCUGCCCUCAAUAACUUUGAGGUCGGGUGGCCUGUUGCACCAACCCGUGUUGCUUUCGGACUCGAAAGUCUGACACCUCUUUUCUUCCUUUCAUUGUUAUCGCUCCUGCUUCUGCCUCGCAUUACUUUGCAUAUGCACUUUCUCCUCCUCCUGCACCUCCUCCCUCUUCUUCUGCUUUAUAGCUCCUAGUUGUGAUUACAUUACCCAUUCGCUUUUGUCUUGUUGAUGUGGCAAGGCUCCUCUCUGAUGAUGUUGCGGCAGUGUCCAUGCGUGUCCCCAUACAUGCAUGCCCUGCUCCCCCGUACAUGCAUGCUCCCAUGUUCGAUUGCUUCAUGUGGUCGUUUAUGGUCGCUUGUUUCGGAUCAAAAACAGCAGCCAUGACGCAAAGAGAGAUGAGACGCGCCAAGCGAGGCAGAUGCGCACGGGUGCGAGAGCACAGCAAACUUCUGCGACAACGCGAAAGAGAGAGGAAUCAGGACAUGACGGAGCGAAUGAG
Messenger RNA from Salpingoeca rosetta, 2734 nucleotides. Its product is annotated as cytochrome P450 reductase. The transcript has 8 exons. The coding region runs from base 251 to 2200 and encodes 649 amino acids. Lineage: Eukaryota; Choanoflagellata; Craspedida; Salpingoecidae. Gene Ontology annotation, cellular component: cytosol. The record is from RefSeq and is a predicted model, not a curated record. Gene Ontology annotation, molecular function: FMN binding; NADPH-hemoprotein reductase activity; flavin adenine dinucleotide binding.